UAGUUAAAUAGCGGUUUUAUCUUGUUUACUAUCAAUUAUAAACACGUGUCCUCCUUCGAGGACAGCCUGGGCUUUAGAUAAGCAGAUUCACAGCCUUGUCAGUUUGCCUCAUUCCAUAUGUAGGAAUUGUGGGGGAAAAAACUCCCCUCUCUUUCUUGUCUGGCUGGAUUAGUUAGAAAAAUCUUUCCCUACCAUAAACUGCUCUACCAAGAGAUACCCUUUCUCCUCCCAGCCCUGCUUCUUGAUCCUCUUUAAUCCAAUAUGCCCCUGUGGAUUCCUGUCCCACGCCCCUCCUAUUCCCAGGCUCGGGAGAACCUUGUGAGAUCCCUGCCCCCUAACCUGAUCUGCUCCCUCACCUGUGGAGGUAAACUCUGCCGCUUCGAGGGGCCGGCUAACUGGAGCCUGCAACAGCAGGCCAUUCGAGGCAUUUACUCAGAAUGGGUGACGGGUGAUAUCGUUGCUAUGGCACGACCCUCCACCACACUGAUUAAGGAAUAUAAGAUUAUAGAGCAAUUCAAAGAGUUGAACAUCAAGUCCAUUAUUAAUAUGCAGGUCCAGGGGGAGCAUGCUCAAUGUGGACCCCCCUUGGAACAAGAGAGUGGGUUCUCGUAUGUACCACAGGUCUUCAUGGAAAAUGGAAUCUAUUUCUUUAACUUUGGCAUGCCAGAUUUUGGGGUGUCAUCCCUCAUUCGGAUAUUAGAUUGGGUGAAAGUGUUCGCGUUCGCUUUGAAGGAGGGGAAGGUGGCAGUGCACUGCCAUGCAGGGCUGGGACGAACAGGAGUCCUUAUAGCCUGUUAUUUGAUUUAUGCCACUCGAGUGAAUCCAAGUGAGGCCAUCCACUUUGUUCGGGUAAAACGGCCCUCCUCCAUACAGACCCAAUCUCAGAUUGACCUAGUCUUUGACUUUGCCUGCUUUCUUGCUCCUCACUUAAUCAUGUAUGCCAAUGUGAAUGCCAAAACGUACGCCUUCACCCUGGAGCAGUACCUCAUUCGACAGAAGCAUAUCCUCCAUGGGUACGAAGCACGGAACCUAAAGCACAUCCCCAAGAUUGUUGACUUCACCUGUAAGAGACUGAUUAUGAUUGUGCUAAACAAAGCAGACAGCAGUGUCAUGCAGUCUGAAGUUGAAAGGGAAUCCUUCAUGCACAACUUAACUCGUUUGAUAAGACAGACACUGGUCAGGCAAACAUUUCUCCAUAUCACCAAUCUGCUGAAAGACCCCGAUAACAGGCUGACCCCCUCCACGAGUUCAUCUAUUUCUUGGGGGGAAAAAGAGGGGUUCAAUAAGCGGAAGAGGGAAGUUCUUAAGAACAAGAGAAGCUACAGUGAAUCAGACCUCAGUAAGAUUGCAGCCCUGGAGAAGAAUAAGCACAUGAAGAUUCCUCCACAAGAGAGCAAUCAGCGUAAUUCUCCAGUGCUGAGAUGUAAAGAUGUGAACAACUCUGCUGUGAUGGGAUGUGAAACUUUAAAUAAGGACUCUCCAGGCCUAGGACAUGAAAACUUAAAUAAAGACCUGACCACUUCAAAUUUAAAAACUGAAGAUGCUCCAACAGCAGUGACUGAAGACAUGAGCAGUGACUCAGAUGGCACCAUAAAGUCUGAGAAAACAUUUACUAGUACAAUUGAGGAGUCUCCAAAUGAAGAAGGGAGUCCAGAUCUUGGGACAGUAUCUCUUUCACAGGCCGUUGCUAUAGCAAUGGCAGAGCUGGAACCAAUAGGAAAUGAUAUUUUGAAGGAAAUCCAACGGAAGCAGAAUGACUUGAAUGAGAAUGAAGGUGCCUGGGGAAUGCUGGCUACAGAGACAGACCCUAAAAUCAUGAGUGCUUUAAUGUGGAGGUGGCUGGAACAGCUGAAGGAACCAGUGCUGAAGCCUGAGGACAUUGGACUGUUACUGUCAAACAGACAGGGUACUAAGACUAUAUGGGCACUGCAUAAGUAUCAGGGUGAGACUAUCUGCUGCAUCCUUGACUGUAUCAGUCAGCUUCCAAGCCUGAGCCCAAAGAUGGAAGAAGCUAUUAUAUGUCGUCUAAUUCGAGCCCUGACUCAGUGCUUGGAAGAAGAAGUUAAGACUUUAACUGGACUUCUUGAGCUCUUCAAGGCCAUCGUUAAGGAAAGACGCGCUCGUAAUUUAUUUACAAAAGGUCUUGCGAAAACCAGAAAUAUGUUGAAAGUGUCUUCCGCCAUGAAAAACAAACAGAACCCGUUAUGAUCCAGAGGACCUUAAAAGAAAAAGAAUUUCACAGUGCAGUCUUAAACAAAGGUCCCAUUGGCCUUUUUAUAUUUUAUGUGUGGUGUUUAAUGAUUUCCAUUGUGCAGGGUUACUCUAAAUCAGAGCUCAGAGGUGUUGUCGGUUUUCUGUGUUUCAAUGAUAUUAAAAACACUGAUACAAAAAAAAAAAGGAUCUUCAGUGGCAAUGCAGUGGGACUACCAAGACAAUGUAAUACUCUAUAGUAAGGGGAAAUGGUUUAAGAGCUACUACAUUAAAAUAGUGUUGUAGCGUUUUUGUCACGUUUAUGAAGCAGGACUCAGGGAGACUGGAAUUCUAAACAGAAUUCAGCAGCUGGAAAUGACACCACCAAAACAAACCCUUAUUUACCCUCUAUUGCUAUCUUUCUCGCUUUUGCUCAAGUCGCUUCUCGCUGUCACUCUAUCCCACUCUCCACCCCCCCCCCCCCCCCC
Polyodon spathula (Mississippi paddlefish) is the source of this 2678-nucleotide messenger RNA. RefSeq names its product protein tyrosine phosphatase domain-containing protein 1-like. The record is from RefSeq and is a predicted model, not a curated record. Gene Ontology annotation, biological process: cilium assembly; protein dephosphorylation. Gene Ontology annotation, molecular function: protein tyrosine/serine/threonine phosphatase activity. Lineage: Eukaryota; Metazoa; Chordata; Actinopteri; Acipenseriformes; Polyodontidae. The transcript has 12 exons. Bases 262 to 2208 code for a protein of 648 amino acids.